CUCAUUUCAGUCAUUGCCCCAUCUCUCUCUUUCUCUUUCUCUCUCUCUCUCUCUCUCUCUAGCUACAAACACACACAUGGCAGAGCUAGACUACCAAAAUACUAAACCAAGCAAUAAUACUACCACCACACGCUUAAAGCUCUUUGGCUUCAACGUCCAAGAAGAUGAAGAACCAGUAGAUUCGGCCAAGACGCCAUCUGGGUCACCGGACUCGGGCUCUUUCCCGCCCUCCGGUGACCGGAAAUACGAGUGCCAGUACUGCUGCCGAGAGUUCGCAAACUCGCAAGCCCUCGGUGGACACCAAAACGCUCACAAGAAAGAGCGACAACAGCUCAAGCGGGCCCAGCUCCAAGCCACCAGAAACGCCGCCGUCGCGUACGUUCGCAACCCAAUCAUAUCGGCUUUCGCGCCUCCGCCGCACCUCCUGGCUCCGGCUGGCACAGUGGUGGUCCCGGCUGGGUCGCCGACGGGUCACCCUUCUUAUUUCUACGUUCCACGCGCCGCGCCCCCGUUCCACGUGUCGCAUGGGAGUGUGUUUUCUACGAGCAGUGGUACCGGUUCUAGUCCUGGAACGGGCGGGAGAGGUGCAGCGAUGUUAUCGUGUGCUGGCUCUGUAGGGGAUUCGUCGGCAUUGACGAUGGGCUCGCAGGUAGUACAGAGCCGGGCCCAUGGAAGGAGUGGUGAUGGGCCGUCGUUGAGUCGGUUCUCCAAAGGGGAUAGCGGGCCCAAUUUCGACGAUGCAUUCGGCUUGGACUUGCAUCUUAGCCUUGCGCCGGCUGCGCCAUGAGUUCGUUCGGCUUGGCUUUGCUUGGAUGGUUAAGAGACUUAAGACUUAAUUAAGCUUAAGCACCAAUGGGUUGGGUUUGGGACUCGGCUCACUUAGCUGAGAAUUCAGAAUAGCUCAUGUUUCUCAUCCCAAGUUGGAUCUUGUACAUUCCCACAUUUAUUUAUUUUUUCUUAAAGGAAGUGAUUUGGA
Corylus avellana is the source of this 976-nucleotide messenger RNA. Its product is annotated as C2H2 and C2HC zinc fingers superfamily protein. NCBI's taxonomy places the organism in Eukaryota, Viridiplantae, Streptophyta, Magnoliopsida, Fagales, Betulaceae. Gene Ontology annotation, biological process: trichome morphogenesis; trichome differentiation; cytokinin-activated signaling pathway. Gene Ontology annotation, cellular component: nucleus. Gene Ontology annotation, molecular function: DNA-binding transcription factor activity; transcription cis-regulatory region binding. The record is from RefSeq and is a predicted model, not a curated record.